AUGUUUUUGCCUACUUGCAGUAACUACAUUGCCCUCAUCCGUGUUCUUCUCUUGGUCUCUUCAGCAAUGCGACUUAUCAAGGUGCCAGACAUACUGUCCGCACUUUUGAUUCACCACACUGCUGUUCUGGCAUUUGUUCACACUCCGGCGUUUUCUGGUGCGGAAUGUUCGUGUAUCAGGGCUUUAUGUUGGCCAUUUUCACUCCCUGCUACCGCUACUGCUGCCACCAUGUCCUCCGCACGUCGUGUUGAUGGUUCGCUGAAAGAUGCUAGCGAGAUUGAUUGGUACAAUGAUGCCGAUGAUGACACUCCGAUGCUUCCUCCCCCUCCCCCUCCUGCGCACAAUGGCACUCUCAGCUCUUUCAUACGUCAUUCGGGUCGUGCUGUCAAGCCUACAGAGAAGGGAUCCGCAGUUGCGUCCGAGCGUGCAUUUUCAAGCGGUGGCAUUACUGGGACCGCACGUCGCAGCUGUUUGCAGCCAGCAACAUUCGAGGCUCUCCAGUUGCUCAAGAGCGCAUACCGUCAAGGCCACAUUUCUGCAACAUCCCAGGCUGAGUUUGCUGCUCCUUACGACAACGCAGUUAUCGUCAAGAAAGAGUUUUAG
Molecule: messenger RNA, 603 nt
Organism: Suillus fuscotomentosus
Lineage: Eukaryota; Fungi; Basidiomycota; Agaricomycetes; Boletales; Suillaceae
Exons: 5
Coding region: 1-603 (200 amino acids)
Source: RefSeq, a predicted model, not a curated record